CCUCGCUUUUCCCUCGCACUUCGCCGACCACGAGGCUUGCAAAGCUGCAAGACCYGAGGCAUUCCAGAACUUUUUUAUUAUAUCUGGGCUUUAGACUUCCUAAAUUCCCGUAUACCUAGCAUGGUUUGACGACAAUAGAGCUUAAAAGAUUGUGUGUAAGAUUCUCUUUAUCAUGGAUUUACGGGCAGCUUUUCCUUUGGGCCCGAAAGUCGACGUGUUUGUCACUCAUGUGCACAAUGACUCGGGAAACUUCUUCGUUCAACUCAACAACGAAGAGGCGGGAAAGUUGGAUGAAUUAAUGGCCGAGAUUGAUAGUUUUAUAUCAAGUGAGGAAUCCCAGGGCCUUACGGCUGGAGAGAUUAARGCUGGAACGGUUUAUCUUGCCCAGUAUUCAGAAGAUGCGAGAUGGUAUCGUGCACGUGUGAUAGCUGUCAAAGCCGCMAUCUGCGAAGUGUACUUCAUAGAUUACGGAAAUACCGAACAAAUUCCAAUCAAAUUUCUACGCAUUGCAAAGCCAAGCUUCCUUCAUCUACCACCACAAGUCUUUGAAUGUGCGCUUGAAAAUAUUAGCAAGUUUAGAGGACCGAAUAUGCAAGAUGCYGUAUCUACGCUGAAAGGUCUAAUCUUGGAGCAAGAGUUGUCGUGCGUGACUAGUUCAGUGAGUAACGAUGUCCUUAUUGUGAAUCUCUACAAAGAUAUCAAUUGUCGGGAUUCUAUACUUUCCCAUCUAUUGUCCCAAGUACAAAGAACUCCUCAAGCUACGACCACAAACGGACAAGAACCACUAGAAAUUGUAGAUAAGAAAUGUUUUAAGACUAUCUCGCUGUCAAAGGGAAAUUACAUAGAUGUUUGUGUUACUGACGUCCAAGACCCGCAUUYAUUUUCCUGUCAAUUUGUUAAAGGUUCCGAAGAACUACUCGAUCUGAUGGAUGAGAUUGCAAAGGAAUAUGAAGAUUUGAAGCAAGGAGAGCUUCCCUUGCAGUCUAGUGGUGUGGGUUAYCCUUGUUGUGCCAAAUUCGCAGAGGAUUUCUGCUGGUAUCGAGCUGUGAUUACCAACUCCAGUGCUGUGUCAUCAGGAUUYCUUGAGGUGAAGUUUGUGGACUAUGGCAAUGUUCAAAAUACUCCUGUAUCUGAUGUAAAAGAAUUGCAAGCGAAGUUGUUAGAUCUACCGGCUCAAACUGUUGAAUGUGCACUUCUUGGUAUAGGACCUGAGAAUAAGAGUAAGGGGUGGUCUACAGAUGCAAAAACCUUGUUUUCUAAACUUACCAAAGAUAAGCAUAUCGUUGGUGAGAUUUAUGAAAAGGACCCAGACGGCAAAUACUGGGUGAAACUGGUCGAUACUACAGGAGAAAUGGACAUGCAAGUAGAUCAAAUUCUGAUUGCAGCAAAAUAUGCUGAAAAGGUUAGCAGUAACUUCCAAGAUGUUGGAAGACCUCAGAGUGGACAAGGAAGAUCGCAAAGCUCUCCACAAUCAUCUACACAGAUCAGGAGCAAGCCUCAAGACACUUUGGGAAGGGCUACUUCUCCUUAUGCAAAGGAGGUCCUCACUCCUGGUAAAGAAGAAAAAGUACUUGUCUCAUCAGUUACCAGCCCAUCAUUAUUCUACUGCAUGUUUUACAGAACUUCUACCAAACUUGAGAAACUUAUGAGUGACAUAAGAAGACAUUACUCUCGGCUGGGACCUGAGGAUGAAUGGCUUGCUAAUCCAUUAGUUGGUGACCCUUGCUGUGCAAAGUUCUCUGAAGACCAGUCAUGGUAUAGAGCUGUAGUCACUGAUGUCUUGACCUCUGGAAAAGUAGAAGUGCUGUUUGUUGAUUAUGGUAACUCUGAGACAGUCCCAUCUAAGAGUGUUAAAAAGCUUUCUCCUCAAUUCUCUGAGCUACCCUGUCAAGGCAUUAAGUGCACAUUAAACAGAAUAUGUCCAAAAGGAAGUAAAGAUUGGAGAAGUACGGAUAUAAAGGCAUUUGAAGACCUAGCCUUGGAAUGUACUGGAAAAUUGACAGUUAUUGCUUUAGAAGAUGAUGAACUUCACAGAGUYGAGUUAGUGGUACAUGAGAGAGGCAAGGACAUCAACCUGGCAGAAUCUAUGUUAUUAAAGGGAAAUGCAACUCUGAUUGAUGGUGCAUAUACUCAGUCUGAAAACCUUGUAAGAGUGGCUUCCAGAAAGUUCACCAAUGUGACUGUUAACAUAGGUGGUUAUGAAGAUGUCUUUGUGAGUCAUGUAGAGGAUCCUGGCCAYUUCUGGUGUCAGUUGUCUAAACAUCAAGAUGAUCUUAAUAAUGUAAUGACUGMUAUCCAUGAUUAUUGUACUUCUUCAAAGGAUGUCAUACGCAACCCUUCUUUAGGUCUUGCAUGCUGUGCAAAGUACAGUGAAGAUGAAGCUUGGUACCGUGCAAGCAUCACAGGAAUCAAGAGAACUAACAAGGUAGAAGUUCAGUUCAUUGACUACGGAAACUAUGAUGAAGUGCCACUCUCCGAUCUUAGAACUAUCAAGCCAGAAUUUAUGGAAUUGCCUGCUCAAGCCUUCAAAUGCAGACUUGCUCAGCUUGAUGUUACGACUCUCAUCACCUUCCCCCCUGAAGCCAUUGAUAAAUUCUGUGAGUUGACAGUAGAUAAAGAGCUUGUUCUCAUGAUUGAGUCCUUUGACAAAACACAUGAACAGUACCUUACGCUGUUACUCAAUGGUACUGAAAAUAUAUUCGACACCAUAGCACCUUUAAUGCCAGACGUUAGCAGCAAAGAAAUAGUGGUACCCAAACAGGACAUCAAGCCAGGAAGAAAGGAGAAUGUGUGUGUGACAACWGUGAAUGGGUUGUCAGAGUUUUAUUGUCAGUUCAUGUGUAGUGCYGCACAUUUAGAUGAAAUGAUGAUCAAAAUGGAUGCUCAUUAUAAAGCUCUCGCUCCAGACCAAGAACAGCUAACUCAACUUAAAGYAGGCUGUUAUUGUGUUGGUCAGUACACRGAAGAUGAYAGCUGGUAUCGAGCUAAAAUACUAKCAUCAAACGAUAAUAUGUAUAAUGUAGUGUACAUAGAUUUUGGCAAUGGUGAAAGCUURCCAGCCUCUAGAAUCAAAAAGCUAUCUCAGUCCUUCUCUCAACUCCCACAACAAGGAAUUUUCUGUUCAUUGGCAGGAAAUAAUUCUGAGUUUUCAGACUCACAGUUUGGAGAAUUAACCUUGGAUAAGAUGUUUGACCUGAAAGUUGUUGCAAUAGAGAAUGAUGACAAAGCCAAAGUUGAACUGUACUGUGCAGAUACCAAGAGACCAUUGACAGAACAAUUAACCAAAUGUCAGCCUGAAACUUUAUUAAAGAUUCAACCAAUUCCUCUAAAUGUGGGAACGACAGAGGUUGCCUUUGUUGUACUUGCUUCUAGCAUUUCUAAGUUCUAUUGUCAGCUCACUAAAACAGCAGAAUCCUUGGUSAAUGUCAUGGACAAAAUGUACAGUUACUAUGACAACCUUAAAAGCACACAAGACGCUGUAUCUAAUCCUCAAGUAGGUGUUUACUGUGCUGCAAAGUUCAGCGAAGAUGAUGGCUGGUAUCGUGCCAUGRUGAGCACUGUUCAUGGCAAUAGUGUUGAGGUGUUUUACGUAGACUAUGGCAACUCUGAAGUCCUACCUCUAGAAAGAGUAAAGAAAUUAAAGCCUGAGUUUGUAGAGCUACCUGCMCAAGCAAUACAGUGUAGCUUGACUAAUCCAAAGGAUUUCAGUACUGCUGCUUCUAGUAGAUUCAUAGAGCUGGUCAGUGAUCCUGAAACACUGUUUGAUUUGAAGAUUCUUUCCAUGGUGGCAGAAGGUGUUUUUGAUGUUGAAUUGAUCAAGAAGGAAUCUGGAGAGUCUCUACAUCAAAUAUUGGCCAAUGAGGGCUUAUUGCAAGAAAAAGAAAAACCUGUGCAAACUGAGACAGCCAGUGUCAGCCUAACUAUUAGAGAGACCGAUGAAGGCCAGUGUGGUUAUGCYGCAACACCAUCACAGUUUUGGUUCAACUUGAACUCCAAUGUUGAUACUUUAAACAGCUUACUAGAAGACAUAGGGGUGUACUAUGAAUGUCUCAGCCCAACAGAAUGCGUAUUGCCUUCUCCUGUUGUUGGUUCUUAUUGCURUACUCAGUAUAGCCUAGACCAAGGRUGGUAUAGAGCCAAGAUAACUGCCGUUCAAGGAAGCCAAGUACAAGUUCAUUUUGUUGACUUUGGAAAUUCAGAAAGCAAGCCAGCCAGUUCCUUGAAGGUUCUAAAGCAAGAAUUCCAAGCUCUWCCAGACCAAGCUAUACUGUGUAGCCUUCACCAAGCCAUCCCAGCUGAUGGUAGCUCUAAAUGGUCUCCAGCAGCCAUUCAGGAAUUCACAGACCUGGUUGUGGAAAAGGAUGCUGUUAUCAGAGUGGUUGAGAAACUACCAAACGACUGCCAUGUGGUGGAUGUACUUGAUGUUAGUGGAUCAAGAGAUCUAGUUCUUGGUGCAUUGGUUGAGAAAGGAUUAGCUGCAAAUCCAAACAAAACAACAGAUUACAAGCCUUGURCGAUGAUGCUCACAGAAGAUGGUUAUAUUGAUGUCAACCCUUUAAUAUGCCAUAGUCCACAGGAUUUCUAUUGCCAAGUAUUAUCCACAGAUAAUAUUAAAACCUUUGGACAGCUGACAUAUGAGAUACAAGACACCUAUAGCAAGAUGGGUCCAAAUGAUAACAACCUUGUCAAGCCAGAAAUCAAUAUGCUAUGCUGUGCACUUUAUGCAGUUGACAGUUCCUGGAACAGAGGAAAAAUCACUCAGAUUGUUGAUGAAAGCACAGUUGAAGUGUUCUUUGUUGAUUAUGGAAAUCACGAAGUAGUUGACCUCCGCAAUGUCAAGCGUCUUCUACCAGGGUUUACAGACGUGCCUGUUCAAUGUGUUCAGUGUUGCUUGUCUGAUAUCAAGCCCAGUAAUGGUGCCCAGUGGUCAGAUAAAGCCAAGGAUAGAUUUGUUGAACUUGUGGAUCACAAACAGUUGGUUGCAAAACCUAGCAAAACAGGGAAAGGAAAGAUGGAAGUGACUCUGUUUGAUACCAGUGAUGACACCCAAGAUAUUAACAUUGGAGARACACUCGUCAAUGAAGGCCUUGCAGUUUGGGUGUCUUCAUCUUCUGCAGAACAAAGACCAACAACGGCUUUGAAGACACUAGAAAGUUUAGAAAAUUUAAAGAUUUCAUCAGGGGACGUAUYGUACAUCACGGCAGUGGAUUCACCUGACGUAAUUUAUUGCCAGGUUGCAGGUACUGAAGAUAAGCUAGAUAACCUAAUGGCUAGCCUCACUGCUUUCUAUGAAUCACCACAAGCAAUGGCAUUGAGUGUACAGUCAGUUACUGCUGGUCAAGYAUGCGCUGCUUUGUUCUCACAAGAUAAUGCCUGGUACCGUGCAGUAGUUGCAGGUGUUUCUCCAGGCAAUGCCACAGUAAGAUUCAUUGACUAUGGCAAUACAGAGACUCUUGCUUUAAACGACAUAAGAAUACUUUCAGAUGAAUUUACCAAGGAGCCUAUUCUUACAGUUAAAUGUAAACUAUCUGGUAUACAACCCUCCRGAGGGGCUCCUAAUUGGCCCAAGGAAGCUACCAAGUUCUUAGAAAAURUAGGAGGUGAUGAUGGCUUCAAAGUUAAAGUAAUUGCAAGUGGAGACAUUUUGGAAGUAAAACUAUUUGACCAACAAGGUGAUCUAUGUGACAGACUCAUCAGAGAAGGUCUUGCAGUGGCAAGGCAACAGGCUGCUGCUAAACCUGUACAGAAACCCAAGCAAUCUUCACCUAAGCAAGGCAAYAAACCCCAGACAUACAAGUCUCCAGAUAUUCAAGUUGGUGGGAAGAUAGAAGUGUAUGUCACUGAUGUUACAUCACCUGGGCAGUUUUGCUGUCAGUUGGCAGAAUUUGGAGAUGAUCUCAAUCAGAUGAUGGACUCCAUCUAUAAUCACUACAGCAAACUUGAAGACACUGCAGGCUGCCUGGUGUCUCCUGUAGUUGGACAGCCGUGUGUAGCAGUCUUUGAAGGUGACRGCAAUUGGUAUCGUGCAGUAGUCCAAGGCAUGACUCUAAAAGAUCUGAAUGUCAAGUUUGUUGAUUAUGGUAAUUCCCAGACUAUCAAACCACACGAAGUAAAGCUGAUUGAACCAAGAUUUAUGAAGCUUCCAAAGCUGUCCAUUGAAUGCACAAUAGACUUUCAGAAAUCAGGCUGGAGUAAGGAAGAAACAGAGAAGUUUACAGCUGUAGUUGGUGAAGACAAGAUGGUUGCUGAGAUAUUAAAGGAAGAGAAUGGUCGAUAYCUAGUCAAGAUUUACAAGGAAACUAAAUGCAUCACCGAUUCAGUCCUUGAGAAACCAGCUCCACCAAAAAUUCCUGAACAAGUACUACAGCCCAACCAAGUAGAAGAUGUCUAUGUAGUUUAUCUAUCCAGCUCUACCCAGCUAUCCCUUCAACUCUCAAAACACAGCAAUGCACUAGAUGAACUAAUGGCAAUAAUCGAUAACUCUUGUCGAGCUAGCAGUAUCCCAUUGAAGCAGGAGAAUAUUGAUGUAGGAAUGCCAUGCUGUGCGCUGUUUGAAGAUGGUUGGUACAGAGCUGUCAUCAUGUCAUCACCGUCAUCUGGACAAGUAGAUGUUCAUUACAUAGAUUAUGGGAAUUCUGCUACCRUGGCUAUAUCAGAUUUGAGAGCAUUACCAGAGUCAUGCCUUGGACUCCCGAAGCAGGGUGUGUCUUGUACUCUUAAUGACCCCAAAAUAUCUGCAGCUUCCAAGGAGAUGGUAGAGAAUGCUGUAAUGGAUAGACAGAUCAAAGCAAAGUUUUUGAAGAAGGAUGGUGAUUACUGGACUGUGGAGUUAAAAAUUGAUGGUGUGGAUGUAGCUGAUAGCCUGGUCGAAGAUUCACAACCUACAGCAACAAAAACCUCUACAUUCACAGAGCAAAACAUUUCUGAAAAUUCCAACGCUAAAGUCUAUGUCAGCCAUACUGUCAGUCCACAUGAAUUUUACCUUCAAAUGGAUUCCUCAACAGAAGAAAUGGCUAACUUGGCUAUAAGAUUAAAUGCUUUGUAUCCAGGAUCAGAGUCAAAUCCAUUGGAAAGGCUAGAGCUAGGGUCUGUAUGUUGUGCCCAAUUCUCAGAAGAUAACAGCUGGUAUAGAAGCAUUGUAACUGCGAUUCCUGAUGACAAACACAUUGGAGUUCAGUUUGUUGACUAUGGUAACUCUGACAUGGUUGAGAGAUCCAAAGUAUUGGCUUUAAAAGAAGAGUUCAUGGAUAUUCCAGUUUUUGCAAUCAAGUGUUCACUGGAAGUAAUCCAGAAUACACAUAAGUGCACGGAUAAAGACAUUGAAAGGUUUGAAGCCCUUGUGUUUGACCAAGAACUAGAUGGAGUAUUUCUUCACAAGAAUGAAGGUAAAUGGCAAGUACGGUUAAAUAAAGAUGGYAAUUCUCUAGUAAAUUUACUGCAAGAAAAUCAAGAGAGAGCACCAGAAGAGGAAUCAGUACAGCAACAUAGUGUAACUUCUAUUAAAGAUAARGAAAUCAUAGCUGGCCAAGAGAUUGAAUGUAGUUUGAGCCACGUAGAAGAAACAGGAUACUUCUAUUUACACGUCAAUGGUGAUCCCUUAAUAGAYGAAGUUACAAAUAUGAUAUCAGAAAUCUAUCCAUCCCUUGAUCCAUCACAUGAGAAUCUUGGCGAAUGUAAAGUUGGUUCAUUUUGCUGUGUCAAGUUUUCAGAAGAUGAACAAUGGUACCGAGCAGUUGUGAGUGAAAUUCUCUCUGAUUCCGAAGCUAAAGUAACAUUCAUUGAUUUUGGAAAUUCAGAAGUAACAUCCAUCUCCUCAAUGAAGAGUCUGAGACCACAGCUCUGUGAAAUCUCCAAGCUUGCCAUACCAUGUAGACUUGAUAGUACUAAAGAUAACUGGUCUGAAGCUGACACUAUAAUGCUGGAAGAGAAAAUGCUUGAAAAAACUCUGAAGGUUAAAUUUGUAAGUUCUGGUGACCGUGGGUGGAAUGUUAUACUUGAUGUAGAUGGAACCUGUCUUAACAAUUUGCCAGAGUUCACCUCCGCCACAGAAUUAGCACCUUGCUCAUUCACUGCAGCAUCUUUUACUGUCAACAAAAAAGAACCUGUGAUAUUUUUAACAGCUGAGAGUUUAGAGUGCAUCUGGGUACAGCCUAAAAACAAUGAGAACGACUUGGUAGGUUUGAUGAAUAAAAUUGCUGAGAAUAAACCCACUAAAGCAAUAGAUGUAUCUGAAAUAUCUGUUGGUAAGCCAUGUCUAGCUAAAUUUACUGAGGAUGAUGAAUGGUACAGAGCAGAAGUAAUUGAUAUCAUUGGAGCUCAGAUACUAGUGAAAUAUGUAGAUUAUGGAAACUCUGAGAAAGUUGAAAGCAGUAGAAUCAGUCCCAUUAGUUUGUCAUUCACACAACUUCCAACGCAAGCUGUGAGGUUUUGCCUCCUUGAUGUACCAGAAUCAAGUGCAAGUCAUGUCCUUGACAAGCUGAAUGAAGAAUACACAGAGACCACUGUGGAGGCAGAAGUUAUAACUCAGAAUGACGCUGGGUUUUAUAAUGUAAGGCUGUUUGAUCAAGAAGGCAAAGACCUAGUUAAUAAGCUGAUUCGCACAAAUAUAAAUAACAACGCUGAAACUAAAGAACCAGUUGCGGCAGUUGAUGUUGAUCUGAUUGUGAGUCAAGAAGAAGCUCCCACUGAAGCUGUGGAUGAAAAUGGAAUAAAAGCUAAAGAAGAAGAUAAGAAAGAACUGGAAGCUGAAAAAGAGGAAUUCCUUGAAGCACAAGAAAAUGUAAAUGGAGUUGUAGGUUCUCACGAUUCCGCAGACUCUUUAGCAGAAACAGCUCUUCUGAUUGCCAGUGAAACAACUGGCGCCACAUCAUCGUCAAACAACCUUGAUGAUGCAGGUUUGCAAGACUUAAGAGCUUCAAAGUCUGGAGUUGACGAGCCUAAUGAAAGUGAAUUGUCAAGAAUAGAAGAAAACAAAGGGGCUGAGAAAACAAAAGUCGUAGAAGAUAUAACUGUUGCUUCUGAUGUUGUUAUACCAUGCCGUAAUCAAGUCUUAAGUUCUGACCCUAAAACAUAUAGGACAUCUGAGAUUAUGCAAGACUUUCAGCCUAAGGUAACAUCUGCACCACAUAGUGGAGAUACCCAAUCUAAAUCCCCAUAUGAAUCACCCAAAGAUAAAGCAAUAGAAUGCCAAGAGGAUUUACCAUUUGAGACAYCCAAAGAYGCAGCACCAGAAUGCCAAGAGGAUUUGCCAUCUGAGACAACCAAAGAUGCAGUAAUAGAAUGCCAAGAGGAUUUGCCAUCCGAGACACCCAAAGAUGCAGCACCAGAAUGCCAAGAGGAUUUGACAUCUGAGACACCCAUAGAUGCAGCACCAGAGUGUCAAGAGGAUYKACCAUCUGAAGCACCCAAAGCGUCAGUACCAGAAUGCCAGAAGGAUUUGCCAUCUGAGAGACCCAAAGAUGCAGCAACAGAAUGCCAAGAGGAUUUGACAUCUGAGACACCCAAAGAUUCAGCACCUGAAUGCCAAGAGGAUUUGCCUUCUGAGAUACUUAAUGAUGCAACAAAAGAAUGCCUAGGGGAUUUGCCAUCUGAGUUUCUCAAAGAUGAUUCUGAACAUCUUAACCUGCAGGUAGUAGUAACAAACGGAAUCCACAAAUUUUCAGAUGUYAGAUUUGAUAAGGAUGAGGAAUGCCUAUCAGAUGAAGCACUGGAAAAGCUUGAUACUGUGUUAGAACAGAAGCCAAGUGCUGUGAAGCAAGUUAGUGGAGCUGUGCAAGCUUUGAUCUAHGACAAGGUACAAGACGAAAUGUAACUUUAGUGAGUUCAUAAGUGAAUAUUUGUCUGCCAUAUAAAAUUAUAGUGUAGUUCGAUAUGCCUUGUUUUAUGAUCAGAUGAUAACAUGGUAAAGCAAUUUCUAGUGUCAAGAAAAUUUGAAAUUUUACAAGUUUCAAAUUAGCUAUUUGUUUUGUGUAAGCUUAUAAAUGUCUUGCACAAUAGGAUAAAAAGCCGUUUCCAUUCCUUUUAAGAACCAAAUAUUUAGAGCAACAUUUUUCAUAAACAGUGUGGCAAAUCGUAUUUAAACUAAGAAAACACCUGUCCCAUCAAGGAAUAUUGUUUUUCACAUGACAAAUCUUUAACAAACAAGUUUCUUUAAGGCCAUAACGACAGUGAUUUUCCUAACUAAACARUCCAAUAGCCAUAAUUGUUUUAUGUGGGGGAGGGGUUGUUACCUUUAAAAAAACAUUAAUUGGUUAAUGGGUAGUUCCAGAACUUAUUCUUUUAUAACACCCAUUAAAUGUACCCCACAGAGAGAAUGGAUAUUAAAUGCCAUCCAGUGCCAACCCUUCCCACUUCUAGUAAUUUACAGUAUUCCUCUUAUUGCAGUAAGGAGAUACUGACUACCACUUGAUGGCCCAAAAGAAAGACAAUGAUAUAUCUCCAAUUUACUUUUAUUUUAUUGCUAAUAUUAUGACAAGAAACUUUUCUAAGUUAAGCUUCAUAUAGAUAUUAAUCCUGAGGUUUGGUUAGGUCGAAAUCUUUCCUCACAUCAGUUGCACGCAACAUGCUUAUGCCAAGUUUUAGCUGCCAUUUACAAUUGCAAGCAAGCUGUACGGUCGAUUUCUCAAAGCAAUUUGUGUCGUCAGCAUGUUGUGCAAGACAGUUGCAAGGAAAGAUCUUAACUCAGACCUAGUAUUGGAUAUUGAARCAUAUUAGUUCCGAGGUUGAGAAAAAAACUAGGUAGUUAGCAUUGUGGGGCUGCCUAGGCGCAAUAUUUUUCAAUAUAGUAACUAUUUUG
Actinia tenebrosa (Australian red waratah sea anemone) is the source of this 10795-nucleotide messenger RNA. RefSeq lists its product as uncharacterized. The record is from RefSeq and is a predicted model, not a curated record. Lineage: Eukaryota; Metazoa; Cnidaria; Anthozoa; Actiniaria; Actiniidae.